AUGGAUUUGUCGGCCAUUAAGGAUAUGUGUUCCACCUUUGAGGAGUUUGAUCGAUGCGGGGUCCGCAAUAAACACGUGCGCGGGUUUCUGAGUACAACUAUUCAAAUCGUUCGACCAGGUGCCGCGAGUCCUACCAAACCGGUUCCUUCCGCAUCGUGCAUGUGCAAUAUACAUCUCUUGGAGGAUGUCUUGCUUCAACGCUGCGUUUUAUUCCCUGAGGCGUUCCUCCACGCUCGCACGCACGGAAAAAUUGGUGUUCCUAUUCUUUAUAUUUUGGUUGGAACGUCCCCUAUUGGUGGAGGCCACCGGUAUCGUGGAAUGUGCCCCACCUUUGCAGUGGCUGUGGAGGAGCACGCUUUUGCACAGUGCUGGGCACAAUGUCUACCACGAUAA
Trypanosoma rangeli is the source of this 393-nucleotide messenger RNA. Its product is annotated as abhydrolase domain-containing protein 11. Bases 1 to 393 code for a protein of 130 amino acids. NCBI's taxonomy places the organism in Eukaryota, Euglenozoa, Kinetoplastea, Trypanosomatida, Trypanosomatidae. The transcript has a single exon. The record is from RefSeq and is a predicted model, not a curated record.